Messenger RNA from Acanthamoeba castellanii str. Neff, 1053 nucleotides. RefSeq lists its product as uncharacterized. The coding region runs from base 1 to 1053 and encodes 350 amino acids. The transcript is spliced from 11 exons. The record is from RefSeq and is a predicted model, not a curated record. NCBI's taxonomy places the organism in Eukaryota, Discosea, Longamoebia, Acanthamoebidae. Gene Ontology annotation, molecular function: glycosyltransferase activity.
AUGAAGAUAAUGUGGUUCGAAGACUGGCGAUUAUUUUAUACGGACUGCGACCCAAACAUGGGUACUGGAUAUUGCACGAUGCAGAGCUGCUUCGACUUCUCGCGCUGCCCGACCGACAGGACCAAGUUCAGCUUCUCCAUCGACCCACUUCGCUCUCAAUCUCUCAAAGAAAUAGAGGACUCGGACCAGUACGCGGCGCUCAAGCAGGCGAUGGUUCGGCACCCGUGGUACACGCCAGACCCGUCGCAAGCCUGUGUGCUGUUCCCCGAGGUGGACACGCUCUGCGUCAUCAGCGCCUGUGGAGGGGAUAAGUUCGAGUUCAAAGGAGAAAUGGGUCCGUGGACUGUGGCUGAUCAGCUGGCCAAGCUCACCCACUGGAACGGUGGCCGCAACCACCUGGUCCUCGAGAUCCACGACAGCGAACGGAUGCGAUACGACAUUGGAAAGGCGAUGGGAGUGAAGAGCGGGUUCGCGGCGGAGCGGUACCGGCUGGGGUUCGACAUCUCGUUCCCGCUCUACGCACAGGCGCCGGUCAACGAGACCGCCAUCGAGCUCUCCAACCGCAGGGGCGGCUUCGCCCGCCGGCCGUCCAAGUACCUGCUCACCUUCAAGGGCGGCAACAAUCGCCGACACCGGCUUCGGCCGAAGGUGAGGGCCGGGCUGGAUGAUUCGUCGCGCGGCGACUCAGGCGACUAUCAUGACCUCAUGCUCAACACCAAGUUCGCCCUCAUCGUUCAGGGCAACGGCCUGCACUCGUAUCGCUUGACGGAGGCCAUGCGGGCCAACGCCGUACCGGUCAUCCUGGCCGACAACUACGUCCUUCCCUUCUCCGAGGCCGUCCGCUGGGACGAGAUCGCCAUCUUUGUGCCGGAGAGCCAGUGGGCGAGCAUACCCGACGUGAUCGGCCGGAUCGACGACGAGGCGCUGGCCCGCAUGCGCGAGAAGCUGGCCACGGUCUACGAGGCCCACUUUGCAUCGAUGGCGCGGAUGGUGGACACCGUGCUCCACAUCACCCGCGACCGCAUCUACGCCCACGGCUUCACCGGACGCUGA